Molecule: messenger RNA, 3977 nt
Organism: Mucor mucedo
Lineage: Eukaryota; Fungi; Mucoromycota; Mucoromycetes; Mucorales; Mucoraceae
Exons: 9
Coding region: 384-3977 (1197 amino acids)
Molecular function (GO): zinc ion binding
Source: RefSeq, a predicted model, not a curated record
AAAAAAAACAUAAUCAAAAAAAAACAUAAUCAAAAAAACAUAAUCAAAUAUUAUAGAACAAUAAAAUACAUUUGCAUGAUAUUUAUUUUUAGAAAAUGAACCGUUUUUAAAAAUACCAAGAACCCGUUGGCUCCUUUGGAAAAGUAUUUAAGAAGUACGUUACGGAGGUAAGCAUCCCUCCACCGCAAAAUUUCUAUCGCGGUCAAAUAAUAACCAGCAAAAACGCGAUGAAUUUUUGACCACAAUCGCCGCGACGGCGGUCAAUUUUUCACCGUGAUCGCGGCGAUAGCUGUCAAUUUUUAAUAAAUCGUUCUUAAAAUUUUGUGGUGCUCCUUUCCACUUUUACAUACUUUUUUUGUUUUGAAUUGACUGACUUUUUGCUUAUGAGCUUAAACGAUACCUACAAAAACAAAUCGGUGCGUGAAAUUAUACAAAUGAUGAAGGAGCGAAAGAAAAGGGCCAUUCAAGCAAAGGAGGAAGGCGAAGAAGAAAACAAAGAGGAGGAUAACGAAGGAGAAUACGAAGAAUAUGCUGAAGAUCCUGGCCCGAGUACACCAGUUAAAAGAAGAAGGCAAAGCAGAAACAGAAAAUACCAAGAACUUUUUGAGAAAAAAAUGGAGAAGGAAGCGGGAAGACUUCAAAAGAAAUCUAAAGUUGUAGCUGGUGAUGGCGCAAAGAAGUGUAAACGAUGUACAGAGGCAGGCGUUUAUAAUGAGGAAAGAGCUCAUACCACGACUAGAUCCCCAUUGUGUCCUUUUCAUCAGACUACGAAGCAAGAGGCAAUAACUGCUGCAUUAGAGACAAAAAUCACUUCAACAUUUACCAGAAAAAUUGGGUUGAAGGCAUCACUUACUUCCAAUAUGGAUGAGGAAACAAAGACCAUCUUUUGUGACAACGUUUUGACGCUCGUCAACUUUAUGCGCGAGACUGCAAUAAAAUCAAUGUUAUUCGCAAAUUUCUAUAUUUUAAAGCUAUUACAAAAGAACAAGGCUGACGAAGACUGGGUGCUGCCAAUGAUAUUUUUUUCUCCUGUAUUUUUCAAAUCCUGUCAGCAACUGGUUUGUGGGCGUAAUAUGAGCAGUAAUAACACAAUGUUUGAUAAAGCCGAUAUAAUUGAAAGUUUCAGACAGUACAAAUUACUGUAUCCGGGAGGCUCACAAGUUUCUACCGAUACUGGCGGAAUAUUUUACAGUAGUGCCCAAUCUAGUUUAGCAGCACAGAGUGCCACAAUUUUCUCAAAUCACGUAGUAGAAAGUUUUGAAAAAAGAAUGAAGUCAUAUUUUAUAUUUUGUCUGGCCAACUUUAAGUUCACAAAACCGGAAAAAGUUGCUCUAGCGGAAUACUUGUUUAAUAAAUGUACAAUGCUCAAAACACCUGUUUGGCCAACAAAUAUUGUGUCCUCUCCUGCACUCACGGAAUACUUACUGGCAUUAAUAAUGAUGUUCAAGGUUAGCAGCGUCCAUACACCUUUGACGGUCUCUAAAAUUUCUGAAAAUCCCGGUAUUGUCAUUACAAGCUUGUUUAAAAUCUUAAGAGCUACGGAAAUGUCCAAUGUGGCUCAAACUGUUGCUGCGGAGGAGCCUCAAGAUUCUGUAUCUUUACCUUGGGUUUACAAUAUGUUGAGCAUAACCUGUGAAAAUGAAGUUGAAGAUAUCAACAAAAGAAGACGGUCAGCUUUGGCAAGGAAGAUUCGAAACGCUAUUAAUUCAACAACACCUGUUGCUUUAAGUAAACCAUCAUUCCUGUCCGAAGUGAACUUUAACAAAGUACAAGAAAACGUUGGAGCAACACGUCUGCAGUUAGCACAGUCAAGAAUAUACCUCUCCGAUCCUGAAACCAGAGACCCAGAUGUUAUUAUACCCGAAAGAAAAGAUUGUUUUAUACCAGAAAAUUUCUCUAUUCACCAUUCCCGUAAAACGUUUUCCAUGAUGCCUCACUACGGACUGAAACGCCAAUACGUAACAAUUGAUAUUACUACUUUAAAAAUUCUUGUUAAUAGAUCUGACAAUAUCAAACGUAUUGCAAUUUAUGAUCAAUCGCUGGAUGCAUAUGCCCGAGAUUCGACUUACUUCAUGAGUCUAUUUGAUUUGAAAAAACUAGGACAAUCUGGAAGUGUCACUGAAAUGCUUAACAGAAGAAAAGUCAUGAUGCGUAAUAUACUUUGUACGGACGGGCGUUCGGCUGACUUUUUGUUUACCAGACCUGCAGUUCCCAAGGACAAUGAAGAUAUAAAGCUUGAAAUGAACGAUUUUGAAACAUGGGAGAUGCAAGACGUAGUCAGAUUGUGGGGUGCUGAUCCGGGUGUCACUGACAUCUUUGUUGCGAGCGAUGGAAAUGGAAAUGAUGCGCAUGAAAUAAGGUCCAUAUCGACAGCGGAGUACUACGUUAAAGCUGGCUAUAAAAAAAAUCAGGUAACAAUGAAUUCGCUCAAGCAAGAAGAAGGGAUUACUACAAUUGAAACGAAUAUUCCAACCCAUCGAACUUCAAAGCUAUCAAUCUUUGAACAACAUUUACAAUAUUACUUCACCCAUCUAGACACGCUAUUACAAUUCUAUGAUGGUCGAUUUACGGAUCUUCGUUUCUCUAAUUACCGUGGUCAGCAAAGAAUGGAUAAUGAACUUGUAAACAUAUUUUGUUCAGGCGGUAAAAAAUACAAUCCGGACAAUAAAACCCAUCCGCGCAGAAAUAAGGCAGAUUACAAGCAAAGGCGCGAAAAGAAAAAGAAAAAGAAGAAUAAGAAAAAAUUGACUUUGCAGGUGGGAAAAACUGUAUCUGUAACAACGAGCGGACCUUCAACCGAGACUCAAAAUCAGAAAUGGAAGAAAGCUCCCUUCAAGAACGAGAAGAAAGUGCCUUUGAUCGCCUUAGGAAAUGCAGUAUUUAACGUGACAGUAAAAGGAAAGCAAUCUGGUAUGCUUCAUAGGCUAAGGAAAAAGAUGGAAGAAGCAAGUGCAGAUGAAAGGCUAAUUCUGGUGUAUACCGAUGAGUAUCUUACUUCACAGAUGUGUUCCAAUCCUUCCUGCUUGCUGAAAACACUGGAGAAUGUUCGAAUCCCUGAUAUUGGAAAGAUCCACAAUUUGUUGACUUGCAACAGUUGUAACAAAUUAUGGAAUAGAGAUAUUAACGCGGCUCGAAAUAUAUACUCUAUUGCAAGUUUUAUGCAAAAAAAUAACAACUUGCGUCCAAAUAGAUUCCAAAGACCUGCAGUAGACCCCAAAUCAUCCAUAUCUAAGGUCGAAUUGGGUGCGAUUCAAGAAGUAUACCCUUCUGCAAGUGUACAAUGGUGCUUGUUCCAUGUAGCAAGAGCAUGGACAGGGAAAAUCCGGCAAUUGGUCAAGCCUGGUUAUACCCCACCACAACAACACCAUCCAGAACAAGAUCAUUGCUGGUCUAAAGACAAUGAUGUGGGAACCCGGUACCUGGAAAACGAUGCGUUUAUGCGAUGGUCCGCCGCAUACCAACCGGCCAUGUACACCAACAUGGAGACGAACAUGGAGACAAACAUGGAGACGAACAACUAUGUGGAGAGUUGGCAUAAUCAGUUGAAGACAACAUAUCUUGGUAGAAAAGGAAAUAGAAGGGUUGAUCGACUGGUGUUUAUUUUGGUGAAGGAUGUUCUGCCUGAGUACGGUAACAACAACAGUCGUAUCUUAUUGAAAAUGCAAGCAGAGGCCAUCGGUGCUGAUGCUCUGGAACAAAUGAUUGAAACUGCAACUACUGAUUUUGAUGGUAGAAGUGUAUAUGGUGUUUCUUCUUUCUCAACUUCAGAUGUAAGUUAUAACGUUGUGAUGGACGAUCUUCAAAUGAUCUCUUGCAGCUGCCCUGACUUCCGCUUUAACAAUAUCGCAUGCAAACACGUGUAUUUAUUAAAGCGGGAUAUGUCUCUGUUCACUGUAUUUGAAGUUUCUUUCGACCCCACUUUCUCAAACAUUCACCCGAAAUCUAUCGAUAGUUUAAGCGAUCUUUCACUCUGCUAA